AUGUUCCACGAAAUCCUCCUCUCCCUCUCGGGACAUCCCUCUCCUCUCCUACGAACCGAUGCCACGCAACCCCAUGCUCUGUCCGGCGUCUCUCCCGCCGAGCGACAACUCCUCUCCUCAGCCGCCCAUCUCAGCGACGUACACAUAAAGCUCAUCAGCUAUACAGCUCAAGUAGCAAACUCGCACCAGUCGACUAUCUGCCGAGCCGUCGCAACAGCUAUAGACUCCAUUCACCUAUCUGCGUUCCAGCGCAAAGUUCUCGAUGUCGAGGCAAGCAUACUACAGGAUGAUCCGGAGCUGGUUGGGGCGUACAACAUCGUGCCCUUAACGGCUGUGAUGGGCGAGUUUAAGGAUUGGACUAGAAGAAUGGACUGGCUGUGGGAGAUGGUGCAGUUUAUGCUGGCCAGGGAUAAGAAGGGCGGAGAAUGCCACGGCGCACAGCUCAUGGACCGUUUGCGCCUUGAGCUACAGAGCGGAUAUCGAGAUGUCCAAGAUACAGCCAUGAGUCUCGUCACAGUGGCCGAGACAGCUUGGCUAAAGCAGGUCUCUGCGUGGAUAUUAUAUGGCAGACUUCCAAGUUUUGGGAGCGAAGACUUCUUUAUCCAAAAAGUUGAACAAUCUGACGAGGAAUAUAUAUCACGGUCCAGUCUAUUGCCAGCAUUUGCAACGCCAGCCACAGCGUCUUCAAUGCUCUUCAUUGGCAAGUCACUAAAUCACAUCAGAGUCAAAAGCAGUGUAGACUCGGGGCUUCGUGGCUUGGACCAUCUGUCUUCCAAGCUACAAGAACUGUCAAGCCUUUCUUUUCCACUAAAAAGCACCAGCUUCUCAAGAGCUAUCAUCGCCGUCCGGAUAUCGCUGUCAGAAAACACACUUCAGAAACUACUGCCGCUGGCAAAGGUGACGGAAAUGCUACAGUUACUCAGAGAUUUCUUCCUUCUUGGCCGUGGUGAAUUUGCUAUGCAAUUGACCCACGAGGCAGAUGAGAAGAUACGCAGCCGGUGGAGGAGAGCAGAUAACUUGGCUUACGAAAAAGGUGAUGGUUUGAAGAAUGUGAUAGUCAAAGAAGGUGAGGUUGCGGCAGUCCUCGCUAGAACAUGGGCUGUUCUAGCAUCUAUGCAGGGCCAGCACGCCGAGGAAGACGAGCAACUCGAACUUGCUCGAGACCUCUUGCGACUCAAUCUUACAAAGAGCAAGGCCACUGCUCUUCUAGGUUAUGGCUCUGGUCUCAGCCGUGAUGCUGCAAACAUUUUAUCCGAGUCGCCAUUCCGGAAUCUCCUAUUCUCCGUUCCUUCGUUGCUAUCAAUUCAAAUUCCUCCACCGCUGGAUAUGGUUCUCUCGCCCUCGGAUGUUCAGAUAUACUCGUGCAUCAACGCUUAUCUAUUAUCCAUGCGCAGGGCGCACAUCCGACUUACUGACCUGUGGAAGAUCACAUCUCUACGUCGGCACCAUCCGACCCCGAGAGGCGAUCGGGACCAGAUCAUUCUCCUUCGGAAGCGAUGGACAGCCCGGUCAUCGUCAAUGCGAAGUUCUUGGACAACCGCCAGUGCUGCCAUAUUCUUCCUUGCUGAGACAGAGGCUUACCUUCAAACGGAGAUCGUGGCUGGCCUAUGGGAGGGCUUUCAUGAAUGGCUAACGGCCAACGAUCCAAAGCAUGGACAGUCUAGAGCACCCUCGCCUACUAAACUACCCGAUGAAGAUGGGGAUGGUGAAGAAGAUGACGAGGAUAUUUGGCUGAACAGUGAAAAUGACAAGACUCCAGCUCAAAACGAUACUCCCAAGACACCAGAUUCGACAACCCCUCCCCAAGACCCUCAAACCCUCUCAACAGCUCAUCGCCUCUACCUCCGUACUCUCAUUCACCGCCUUCUUCUCACCCAGCCUACAUUUACGCAACCUCUCUAUAACCUCCUUAUUCACAUCGACCACCUCGUUGCGCAUCUACACCGUCUACAUGCCAUAUACACGUCCAUUGAUCUCGAAACAGACGCCGGCGUAGUUGACGCCUUUGUCGACCUCGAGUCCGAAGAGCGCGAUGUCAAGCGUCGUCUCCACGACAUCGAGUCACGUGUUCGCUCUGGCAUAGAAGACGUUGUCGCUGCUCUGCGUCUUCUUGAGUCAGAUCCCAUCUUCACAGCUGAAUGGGAGGGCGACAUGGCUCCCGCCAUUACGACAGAAGAACAAGACGACGACGACGACGAACUGCAGCGUCAAGCCAGAGCACAGGACACAGACGAUGUAGAGGAACGGGGUGGCUUCACGGCUGCUCGGGUUGGUGGCAUCAAUCGCCUGCUCAUGAAGCUUGACUUUGGCACAUGGUUCGGUAGAACGGACUGA
Molecule: messenger RNA, 2334 nt
Organism: Fusarium sp. VM40
Lineage: Eukaryota; Fungi; Ascomycota; Sordariomycetes; Hypocreales; Nectriaceae
Source: the annotation of a GenBank genome assembly